CGAUGAUAUCGGCUCUCCGCUGGCGCUGCCUGCGGCGGCGGAUGGGUAAGGCGGGGCGUGGCCGGGCGGAAGCGGCGGCGGGCCCCUAUCGUGACAGGGCGGCCCGCGCGCUGUCGGGUGCGGCGGGUGGAGGCCGGGUUCGGGGAGGGCAGAUGGCCUGCUGAGCGCCUGUCAGGCUGCCGCCUGCCUCGGCUGCGACGGAGUCCUCUGGCAGCGCCUCUCCUCUGCGCAGGCCGUGCUGCUGCGCAGCCAUCCCUCGUUCCGACUUGUGCCCAUUGCAUUUCAUCUGCUGCUGUUGAAAGCUUGUAAAAACAUCUCCUUGGAAUGCUUACGCUAUAUAUGCUCUCUGAAAUUGAGGCAGAAGAAAAAAGGUCAUCUGUCUUAGCUGUACUCUACCAAAUUUCCAGGUUUGACGUAAACAACACUACAGAAAGAAAAUGACCCACUGGUUUCAUCGCAACCCUCUGAAGGCUACAGCUCCCGUUUCAUUCAAUUUUUAUGGGGUAGCUACCACUCCAGCUGCAACAAAGGUCUGCAAUGAUUUGAGGUUAUCUCGAGCACGACUAUUGGAGCUGUUUACAGACCCGAGCUGUAAUCCAGAAAUGAUGAAGAAUGCAACUGACUUGUACUUCUCACUCUUGCAAGGUUUCAUCCUUUCACUGGAUGACUCUUCCCAAGAGUGCAAGUUGAGGUAUAUUCAGAAUUUCAAGUGGACAGACACAUUACAAGGACAUGUUCCAACUGCCCAGCAGGAUGCGGUGUUUGAACUGGUUUCCAUGGGAUUUAAUGUAGCUCUGUGGUACACAAAAUAUGCAUCAAGACUCGCUGGAAAAGAAGAUAUAACAGAAGAUGAAGCAAAAGAUGUUCACAGAAGCCUGAAGAUAGCAGCUGGGAUUUUUAAACACUUGAAGGAAAGUCAUAUUCCAAAAUUGAUUACACCUGUAGAAAAGGGAAGAGAUCUAGAAGCUCGACUUAUAGACUCUUACAUCAUACAGUGCCAAGCUGAAGCUCAAGAAGUGACAAUUGCUCGGGCUAUUGAGCUGAAACACAAUCCAGGACUAAUAGCUGCUCUUGCUUAUGAAACAGCUAACUUCUACCAAAAAGCUGAUCAAACGUUAUCCAGUUUGGAUCCAGCCUAUGCAGGUAAAUGGAGGAAGUACUUAAACUUGAAGACCUGUUUCUAUAUGGCCUAUGCAUACUGUUACCAUGGUCAGACUUUACUGGCAAGUGAUAAAUGUGGGGAAGCAAUCAGAUCUCUGCAGGAAUCAGAAAAAUUUUUUGCCAAGGCUGAAACAUUGUGCAAAGAAUAUGGAGAAACCAAAGGGCCCGGGACUACUGCCAAACCUUCUGGACAUCUCUUCUUUAGGAAAUUAGGAAGUUUGAUUAAGAACACACUAGAAAAAUGCCAGAGAGAGAAUGGAUUCAUAUAUUUUCAGAAAGUGCCAGCGGAAGCUCCCCAGCUGGAGCUGAAAGCAAACUAUGGCUUAGUAGAGCCUGUUCCUUUUGAAUUUCCCACCCUGAACGCCCACUGGACUCCUGAAACACUUGCGGCAUUUGAUCUCACCAAGAGGCCAAAGGAUGACACUGCUAAACCAAAACCAGAUGAAGAAGUAAAACCUCUGAAGGAACCAGAUAUAAAGCCUCAAAAAGACAGUGGAUGCCAGAUUUCUUAAGUGCCACAAGUGCUUUGAAUUCACUUUAAAACUGUAUUAAUUGGACUCGGGGGCUUUAGUUCUGAUCUCCCUUUUUCUGACGAUCUUUCUCUAAUUUAGAAGACUAAUUGAAUUUACUUUUAAUAGUGUUUGUCUAUCUUGCUUGAGAACAUGGUGGAUUUCCAGGAGUUUAUUUAUAAUCUGACUUUUUUUUUUGUUUUAGUGGAAUAUCUUAGAAGGUGUGGGCUUAAAUGUUCCUAUUGUGCCUCUAGAGAGUUUCUUUUUGUGGGUUCAGUGUCUACCCACAAACAGCAAAGGAAGUAUCAGGAUUGUAACACUUGAGGAUUUUUGCAUUAAAUUAUAUGCUAUAUAAUGCCAAAUUCUGCAAACAAAAGUUUGCAGGAAUGGUUAUAUUUAUUCAAGUUUUGUCAUUCAGGCUUAACACCCUUGUCAUGUUCUGAUUCACUUAAUUACAGUGAGCGAAGAGAAUCUGAGUUUUGUUUGUAACACCCCUAUGGUAUUUCACAGAACUUUCACAGAACUUGGAAAACCUUAAGUUCUGCAUGACUGGGGCACAAUUUAUAUUCUUCUGAAACAAUUAGCUUCUGUUCUUUCCUCUAUAGAUCAGGGCUUUUCUAUCAGAAUUUGUAGUAAGGUACUCUAGCUUUUCUGUCCUUCAGUCAAAAUCCUUUAAUAUCAAAGCGUGUGUGAAAGUGAUGCAGCAAGUAAUGUGAAAGUGCUUAGACGUAAUGCACCACGGUGUCAUUCAUUCAAAGUUUUUGAAUCUUGAAAGAUCUGAUAAGUUUGAAAGCUGCAGAUGGUUAAAAUCUCCUGGCACUAGAAGAGCUCCUCAUUUGAAUUCGUGAGGUUGUCAUGCAGAAGGUAAUGGAAUUGUAACUAAAAUGCUGUGUUUCAGGGUAGUGUCUAUAAGAAGCCGUUGGGAGAACAGGGAGGGAAGAUGAGCUGGAGAGCUGAUGGCACAACUGGGAAACCUAGAUUUCCUUUAUGCCAUACGUAAACAGUGCUAAUUCUCAGCUUUUGCAGUACUGCACUGAAAUCAGCUCCUUAAGAAGAGAACUUGCCAAAAGCCAAGCCCAGUCAAGACUGAGAAAGCAAGUAUUUUGGAGAACUCGCUUCUUCCAUUUCUGCAUACUGUGGAAAAUGUGGUAACAUUCUUUAGUGCUGAGGAGUCCAAAACACCCAUGUCAACAAAAACAUAGCUUUCUGAUUUGCUGCAAAUGCAAAAGAAUAUGAUGCAUGUGUUGAAGCGAGGGCCUUGCAAUCUCUGGGUACCAGUUGGUGCACUUCACUUAACCUGUGAAAGAAACUGGGUAGCCUGAAAAUGUUCCCCUUUCAACAAAACAUGAUGGCAUAUGCACUUAUAUACUGUAAACACAUUCCUUACUUUGUACUGUUUGGAUCUGUUCAUCUUCUGCUGUGGUGUAAUUCAGUGCUUCUGUUUGAAAUCUUGCAUGGCACUUAGAGUAACUUAGAGGGCAGGUGUGUAGCUCCUUGAAGGCCUGUGGAACAAAAGCUGUUGAGGAGGCUAAUAGGAAACUCGAGGCUCUUCCUAAGAUACUGGACCAAAGUACAGAAUUCAUCGCUGCAAAAGGCAAAGAGGAUCCUUCUGUUGGCUGUCAUGGGUGAAUCAAAUGCAGAACUCAUUGCUUCUGGUGAUGGAUUUUGCUUUCAGCCAGCUCUGAACACAAAAAUAAGUGUAAAAUCAGCUGCAUUGCUUUGGAAGAAGUUUCUGUUCUGCAAGGGCAUAGGUGGAUAGGGAAUAAUAAUUAUCAAGAAGAAUUUCUAUCUAAAAUCGGUCUCUUUCUUCUGGUGCUGCACAGGGGCCUGGGGUAUGUUUUAUGAAGAGUUACUCAGAUCUGUUCGUAACUUGGUCAGCUGACUUGUUAAGCUUCUUGCAUUAUUAAAAGACCAGCUUAGGUUUUGCCAGAAUGGAGUGUGGAGCUACUUUGCCUAUGCAGAUUUUAAUUAUCCUAAAAACUUAUUAUAGCUGUAGUCACCUACAUUUGCUUAGCCUGCCUCCUUUAAGGAUCGAGAUGCAGCACGCUCAGUUUCAUAAUCAUGAUUUCUUAAUUACUCAUUGUUUUUCAGAUGCCCGUGUGCAUUAAUACAUACAUGUCUCAAACUAAUUCAUUUUUCUUCUGUGCAGACUAGAUUCCAUUUUCCCUCCUCCCUUCAUUUUCCUAAUGAAGGAACCUUGUUUGGAACAGACAGAAGGAACAGACCUAACCUUGUUUGCUAAGGCACAUAUAGGUGCUGGGACUGAUUUCCAGUGAGGCUUUUGCCCAUGGCUGUAUUUCAGUAUAUGAAUAUCUUAAAAUGAACUGAUCAUGACUAAGUCAUUCCCAAACAACGUCUUAGGAAAGAUUAUUUUAGGGACUUGCAAUUUUUAAUUCUUUGGACGCUUUCUCAAACCAAGUGGUUUGUUUGAAUCAAGUUCACUGUAAAUAGUUUGGGGCAUAACCAAGUGGAUUGUGUCAGAUUAUGGCAUUACUUAAGCCUAGCUGUGUAACCUCUUAUGCCAUAGCUGUUUCAGUAAAUAUGAUGUAGUAGUUUAAAAAUAGACUAAUGGAACAAACUAAUUCACUUAACAUGUGUUGCUUUUCAAGACAUACUUUGUUUACUCUUGGUUAAAAUCCUGUGGCAAACAUUGGAUAGUUUUGCCCAAAAAUAAGAAACUGGAAACUGUUUAGUUUGCAAAUUAUAGAGAUCUGUGAGUCAACCAGCAGUUUUGUCUCUGGUUUUGUUGGGUGGAAGCCAGAAUUAUUGUAAAUAAUAUGUAGAUUAACUGUCCAAUAUGCUUAAGAAUGUGGGUGAAUUGACUGGGAGUUUCAGUUAAUCUGGAAACCUAGCAGCCACCUUCCUUCUAUUAUGAUUUCCUUUAGUAAUUUUUAAGAAUUAGGUAUUUUGAAUGGUGACUUUUUAAUACUCUAAUGCUGCAAGAGCCUGUUUUUGUGGCCUCUCUCUGGUUUUAGAGGCUCUUAUGGCUAAACCUGCAAGUCUUGUUGGUGUAAAUAGUCUUUAAAAAUUUGUGCCCAGUCUGAACUAGGACAAAACUGCAGCUAAAUAAAAUAUGGAGUGCCGGGCCCUCUAUUUUGUGCUUUUAAAAAUGCAGUGAUUGUCUUUAAUCUAUAAAAAAAAAAAAACAUUAAGCUCUU
Messenger RNA from Phalacrocorax carbo (great cormorant), 4828 nucleotides. NCBI's taxonomy places the organism in Eukaryota, Metazoa, Chordata, Aves, Suliformes, Phalacrocoracidae. The record is from RefSeq and is a predicted model, not a curated record.